Lachancea meyersii CBS 8951 is the source of this 510-nucleotide messenger RNA. NCBI's taxonomy places the organism in Eukaryota, Fungi, Ascomycota, Saccharomycetes, Saccharomycetales, Saccharomycetaceae. The record is from the annotation of a GenBank genome assembly.
AUGCUCUCCAUCCUCGACAACUCGCUUCGUCUUGCCAACUUCGUCUUCCUCACCAUCGUGCUGGGUCUCACGGCGUCCCUAGCCGCCACACGGGACCACACCAACCCACAGGUCAACUUCGCCAUUUUCGCCGCCGUGUUCGGGCUCUUGUUCGACACCUUCUACGCCAUCCCGGCCAACUUCAUCUCCGCGCUCGCGUGGCCCAUUUUGAUCGCCGUCUUCGACUUUUUGAACUUCGUGUUCACCUUCGCCGCCGCCACCGCGCUCGCCGUCGCCAUCAGAACCCACUCCUGCACCAACCAGUCCUACCUGGACAGCAACACCGUGACCCAGGGCUCCACGGACCGCUGUCGUAAGGCCCAGGCCUCCGUCGCGUUCUUGUACUUUGCCUUCUUUGUGUUUUUGGCCAAGCUCGGCUUGUCCUUGACCAACGUGCUUUCGGGCGGCAUGUUCGGCUCUUCGUCCUCCCGCAGGGCCAACGUCGGCGUUCCAACCAUUUCCCAGGUCUAA